Orycteropus afer afer is the source of this 714-nucleotide messenger RNA. The record is from RefSeq and is a predicted model, not a curated record. NCBI's taxonomy places the organism in Eukaryota, Metazoa, Chordata, Mammalia, Tubulidentata, Orycteropodidae.
AUGAGCAGAGCAGACCUCGCCCUCCCAAACCCACAAGGACAGUCCAGUGCGGCUGAUAUUGGACUCUCGGAAAUAGCUCUCCAUGAUGACCGUCUGCUGGAGAAACCUGCCCCAUCUCCACCACACCACACAUGGCUGACACUCUUGAAGAAGGAGCUGGAAUUCCUGGGGGUAACACAAAUUCUGAUUGGUUUGAUAUGCCUUUCCUUUGGAACAAUUGUCUACUCCAUGAUCAAUAUUUCAGAAUUUGAGAGAGAGAUUUUUUCAUCAUUUAAAGCAGGCUACCCAUUGUGGGGAGCAGUAUUUUUUGCUAUUUCUGGAUUUUUGUCAGUUAUAUGUGAAAGGAACGAUGCAACGUAUCUGGUGCAAGGCAGACUGGGAGCAAACACCAUCAGCAGCGUAACUGCGGCAACAGGAAUUAUCAUCCUGAUCAUCAACCUGAAGGAAAGCUCGGCUUCCCUCUCCAACUGCCUGGAAGUUGAUCAGGAUGACUUUUGUUUUGUGGCCUCCUUUUCCACUGAAAUCGUGGCCAUGCUCCUGUUUCUCACCAUUUUGGGGUUUUGCAGUGCAGUGCUACUUAUGAUCUAUGGAGUGGGAGAAUUAUUCAAAAAAGAUAAGGUUCCAGAGGAUCGUCUUUAUGAAGAAUUAAACAUAUAUUCCCCGAUUUACAGUGAGCUGGAAGACCGAGGGGAAACGUCUCCUUCCACUGAUUGA